Messenger RNA from Capra hircus (goat), 8282 nucleotides. It is a transcript of the gene ACAN, whose product is annotated as aggrecan. The transcript is spliced from 18 exons. The record is from RefSeq and is a predicted model, not a curated record. Gene Ontology annotation, molecular function: calcium ion binding; hyaluronic acid binding. Lineage: Eukaryota; Metazoa; Chordata; Mammalia; Artiodactyla; Bovidae. Bases 376 to 7584 code for a protein of 2402 amino acids. Gene Ontology annotation, biological process: cell adhesion.
CCACCUACCUUCCCGCCGCUCCAGAGUGGGCUCGCAGAGCUGAGGACGCGUGCGGCGCUGCUCAAGGUCUCUCUCUCUCAGCACCCUCGCCGGCCGGCAUCUGACACGGGUGUCAGGGGGCUCCGGGCGCCUUUCAGCAUCCCUUCCCCUGGCCGACCGGGACUCCGCUACCCAGACGCCGCCGCUGCGGCCACCGCCCGAGGGGACCUGCGGACAGGACGCCGGCAGGAGGAGGGGUGCGCAGCGCCCGCCCAGAGCGUCUCCCCCGCGGCGCGGCCAGACCCGGGCCUCCCGGCCCCAGGAGCCCCCGCUGUCUCGCCAAGUGUAUGGGACUGAAGUUCUUGGAGAAGGAAAUCCAACUCUUGAAGGUGAACUAUGACCACUUUACUCUUGGUGUUUGUGACUCUGAGGGUCAUCGCAGCAGCCAUCUCAGUAGAAGUUUCAGAACCUGACAACUCGCUGAGUGUCAGCAUCCCUGAACCGUCCCCGCUGCGGGUCCUCCUGGGGAGCUCCCUCACCAUCCCCUGCUACUUCAUCGACCCCAUGCACCCCGUGACCACCGCCCCCUCCACCGCUCCCCUCGCCCCGAGAAUCAAGUGGAGCCGCAUAUCCAAGGAGAAGGAGGUGGUGCUGCUGGUGGCCACGGAAGGGCGGGUGCGGGUCAACAGCGCCUACCAAGACAAGGUCACGCUGCCCAACUACCCCGCCAUCCCCAGCGACGCCACCCUGGAAAUCCAGAACCUGCGCUCCAAUGACUCCGGGAUCUAUCGCUGUGAGGUGAUGCACGGCAUCGAGGACAGCCAGGCCACCCUGGAGGUCGUGGUGAAAGGCAUCGUGUUCCAUUACAGAGCCAUCUCCACGCGCUACACCCUGGACUUUGACAGGGCGCAGCGGGCCUGCCUGCAGAACAGCGCCAUCAUCGCCACUCCCGAGCAGCUGCAGGCCGCCUAUGAGGACGGCUUUCACCAGUGCGACGCCGGCUGGCUGGCCGAUCAGACUGUGAGGUACCCCAUCCACACGCCUAGGGAAGGUUGCUAUGGAGACAAGGACGAGUUUCCGGGCGUGAGGACCUACGGCAUCCGGGACACCAACGAAACCUAUGACGUGUACUGCUUCGCGGAGGAGAUGGAGGGUGAGGUCUUCUAUGCAACAUCCCCGGAGAAGUUCACCUUCCAGGAGGCAGCCAACGAGUGCCGGCGGCUGGGCGCCAGGCUGGCCACCACGGGCCAACUCUACCUGGCCUGGCAGGGUGGCAUGGACAUGUGCAGCGCCGGCUGGCUGGCUGACCGCAGCGUGCGAUACCCCAUCUCCAAGGCCCGACCGAACUGCGGGGGCAACCUCCUGGGAGUGAGGACCGUCUACCUGCAUGCCAACCAGACAGGCUACCCUGACCCUUCAUCCCGCUAUGACGCCAUCUGCUACACAGGUGAAGACUUUGUGGACAUCCCAGAAAACUUUUUUGGGGUAGGCGGCGAGGAGGACAUCACCAUCCAGACGGUUACCUGGCCUGAUGUGGAGCUGCCCCUGCCCCGAAAUAUCACCGAGGGUGAAGCCCGAGGCAACGUGAUCCUCACGGCAAAGCCCGACUUUGAAGUCUCCCCAACCGCCCCAGAACGCGAGGAGCCUUUCACGUUUGCCCCCGAAGUAAGGGCCACUGCAUUCCCCGCAGUGGAGAACAGGACUGGAGAGGCUACCUGGCCCUGGGCCUUUCCCAGAGAGUCCACGCCUGGCGUGGGAGCCCCCACGGCCUUCACCAGCGAGGACCUCGUCGUGCAGGUGACCUUAGCCCCAGGUGUAACCGAGGUCCCUGGGCAGCCACGACUGCCAGGGGGAGUCGUGUUCCACUACCGCCCGGGCUCCUCCCGCUACUCGCUGACCUUUGAGGAGGCCAAGGAGGCCUGCCUGCGCACUGGGGCCGUCAUCGCCUCGCCCGAGCAGCUCCAGGCCGCCUAUGAAGCAGGCUACGAGCAGUGUGACGCCGGCUGGCUGCAGGACCAGACAGUCAGAUACCCCAUUGUGAGCCCACGGACCCCCUGUGUGGGUGACAAGGACAGCAGCCCGGGGGUCCGGACCUACGGCUUGCGGCCACCAUCAGAAACCUACGAUGUCUACUGCUACGUGGACAGACUCGAGGGGGAGGUGUUCUUUGCCACACGCCUGGAGCAGUUCACCUUCCGGGAAGCCCAGGAGUUCUGUGAAUCCCAAAACGCCACGCUGGCCACCACGGGCCAGCUCUACGCUGCCUGGAGCCGCGGUCUGGACAAGUGCUACGCUGGCUGGCUGUCCGACGGCAGCCUUCGCUACCCCAUCGUCACCCCAAGGCCCGCCUGUGGUGGGGACAAACCAGGCGUGAGAACCGUCUACCUCUACCCCAACCAGACAGGCCUCCUGGAUCCGCUGUCCCGGCACCACGCCUUCUGCUUCCGAGGUGUUUCAGCGGCGCCCUCUCCAGGAGAAGAGGAGGGUAGCACACCCACAGCGGGCCCUGAGGUGGAGGACUGGAUCGUGACCGAAGUGAGGCCUGGCGUGGCUGCUGUCCCUGUCGGGGAGGAGACGACUGCAAUCCCAGGCUUCACCGUUGAGCCAGAAAACAAGACGGAAUGGGAACUUGCCUACACCCCAGCGGGCACCUUCCCACUACCAGGGAUCCCUCCUACAUGGCCUCCCACUGGAGAAGCAACAGAGGAGCACACAGAAGGCCCUUCUGCAACGGAAGUGCCCUCAGCCUCAGAGAAGCCGUUCCCCUCAGAGGAACCAUUCCUCCCAGAGGAACCAUUCCCCUCAGAGAAACCAUUCCCCCCAGAGGAACUGUUCCCCUCAGAGAAGCCAUUCCCCUCAGAAAAGCCAUUCCCCUCAGAAAAGCCAUUCCCCUCAGAGGAACCAUUCCCCUCAGAAAAACCAUUUCCCCCAGAGGAACUGUUCCCCUCAGAGAAGCCAAUCCCCUCAGAGGAGCCAUUCCCCUCAGAGAAGCCAUUCCCCCCAGAGGAACCAUUCCCCUCAGAGAAACCAAUCCCCUCAGAGGAGCCUUUCCCCUCAGAGAAGCCAUUCCCCCCAGAGGAACCAUUCCCCUCAGAGAAACCAAUCCCCUCAGAGGAGCCUUUCCCCUCAGAGGAGCCAUCCACACUUUCAGCCCCAGUGCCCAGCAGGACUGAGCUACCAACCUCUGGGGAGGCAUCUGGGGUGCCCGAAGUCAGUGGUGACUUCACAGGCAGUGGAGAAAUUUCAGGACACCUAGACUUCAGUGGGCAGCCUUCAGGGGAAAGUGCAAGUGGACUGCCCUCUGAAGACUUUGACUCCAGUGGGCUCACCCCUACAGUGGGCUCAGGCCUGCCUGUGGAAAGUGGACUGCCUUCAGGGGAAGAAGAGAGAAUUACAUGGACCAGUGCUCCCAAAGUUGACAGGUUGCCCUCUAGGGGUGAGGGCCCAGAAGUUUCUGCUUCUGGAGUAGAGGACAUCAGUGGACUUCCUUCUGGAGGAGAGGUUCAUCUAGAGAUCUCUGCCUCUGGAGUAGAGGACCUCAGUGGACUUCCUUCUGGAGAAGAAGGUCAUCUAGAGAUCUCUGCCUCUGGAGUAGAAGACCUGAGUGGAAUUCCUUCUGGAGAAGGUCCAGAAGUCUCUGUUUCUGGAGUAGAGGACCUCAGUAGACUUCCUUCUGGAGAAGGUCCAGAAGUCUCUGCCUCUGGAGUAGAGGAUCUCAGCAGACUUCCUUCUGGAGAAGGUCCAGAAGUCUCUGCCUCUGGAGUAGAGGACCUCGGUGUUCUUCCUUCUGGAGAAGGUCCAGAAGUCUCUGCCUCUGGAGUAGAGGACCUCAGUAGAUUUCCUUCUGGAGAAGGUCCAGAAGUCUCUGCCUCUGGAGUAGAGGACCUCGGUGUUCUUCCUUCUGGAGAAGGUCAUCUAGAGAUCUCUGCCUCUGGAGUAGAGGACCUCAGUAGACUUCCUUCUGGAGAAGGUCCAGAAGUCUCUGCCUCUGGAGUAGAGGACCUCGGUGUUCUUCCUUCUGGAGAAGGUCAUCUAGAGAUCUCUGCCUCUGGAGUAGAGGACCUCGGUGUUCUUCCUUCUGGAGAAGGUCAUCUAGAGAUCUCUGCCUCUGGAGUAGAGGACCUCAGUAGACUUCCUUCUGGAGAAGGUCCAGAAGUCUCUGCCUCUGGAGUAGAGGACCUCGGUGUUCUUCCUUCUGGAGAAGGUCAUCUAGAGAUCUCUGCCUCUGGAGUAGAGGACCUCAGUGUUCUUCCUUCUGGAGAAGGUCAUCUAGAGAUCUCUGCCUCUGGAGUAGAGGACCUCAGUAGACUUCCUUCUGGAGAAGGUCAUCUAGAGAUCUCUGCCUCUGGAGUAGAGGACCUCGGUGUUCUUCCUUCUGGAGAAGGUCAUCUAGAGAUCUCUGCCUCUGGAGUAGAGGACCUCAGUGUUCUUCCUUCUGGAGAAGGUCAUCUAGAGAUCUCUGCCUCUGGAGUAGAGGACCUCAGUAGACUUCCUUCUGGAGAAGGUCAUCUAGAGAUCUCUGCCUCUGGAGUAGAGGACCUCGGUGUUCUUCCUUCUGGAGAAGGUCAUCUAGAGAUCUCCGCCUCUGGAGUAGAGGACCUCAGUAGACUUCCUUCUGGAGGAGAGGAGCAUCUAGAGACUUCUGCUUCUGGAGUAGGGGACCUUAGUGGACUUCCUUCUGGAAGGGAAGGUCUGGAGAUCUCUGCUUCUGGAGCUGGGGAUCUUAGUGGGUUGACUUCUGGAAAAGAAGACUUGACUGGGUCAGCUUCUGGAGCCUUGGACCUUGGCAGAAUACCUUCUGUAACUUUAGGAAGUGGGCAAGCUCCAGAAGCAAGUGGUCUUCCUUCUGGAUUUAGUGGUGAGUAUUCUGGGGUGGACCUUGGAAGUGGCCCAUCCUCUGGCCUUCCUGAUCUAAGUGGACUUCCAUCUGGGUUCCCAACUGUCUCUCUGGUGGAUACUACGUUGGUGGAAGUCGUCACAGCCACCACAGCAGGUGAACUAGAAGGAAGGGGAACCAUUGACAUCAGCGGUGCUGGAGAAACAUCUGGGCUGCCCUUCAGUGAGUUGGACAUUAGUGGAGAAGCAAGCGGACUCUCUUCAGGAGCUGAACUCAGUGGCCAAGCAUCUGGGUCUCCUGAGAUCAGUGGGGAAACCUCUGGGCUCUUUGGUGUCAGUGGACAGCCCUCAGGGUUUCCUGACAUUAGUGGGGAAACUUCCGGGCUUCUUGAGGUCAGUGGGCAGCCAUCAGGGUUUUCUGGAGAAAUAUCUGGCGUGACUGAGCUUAGCGGACUGCCUUCUGGACAACCAGAAAUCAGUGGAGAAGCUUCUGGAAUUCUUUCUGGCCUUGGUCCACCAUUCGGCAUAACCGACCUGAGUGGAGAAGCACCCGGGAUCCCUGAUCUCAGUGGGCAACCAUCGGGUUUGCCAGAGUUCAGUGGAACAACAUCCGGGAUCCCUGACCUGGUUUCCAGUGCUGUGAGUGGCAGUGGUGAAUCUUCUGGCAUUAUGUUCGUGGACACCAGUUUGGUUGAAGUGACCCCAACGACAUUUAAAGAAGAAGAAGGCUUAGGAUCUGUGGAACUCAGUGGCCUCCCUUCAGGAGAGGCGGGUCUCUCAGGCACAUCUGGGCUAGUGGAUGUCAGUGGACUGUCUUCUGGAGCAAUUGACUCCAGUGGGUUUACGCCCCAACCUCCAGAAUUCAGUGGCCUGCCAAGCGGAGUAACUGAGGUCAGUGGAGAAGCCUCCGGAGCUGCGAGUGGGAGCAGCCUGCCCUCCGGAGCAUAUGACAGCAGUGGACUUCCGUCUGGUUUCCCCACUGUCUCUUUUGUAGACAGGACUUUGGUGGAAUCUGUAACCCAGGCUCCAACUGCCCAAGAAGCAGGAGAAGGGCCUUCAGGCAUUCUGGAACUUAGCGGUACCCCUUCUGGAGCACCAGACAUGUCUGGAGACCAUUUGGGAUCUUUGGACCAAAGUGGGCUUCAGUCUGGACUAGUGGAGCCCCGUGGGGAGCCCGCAAGUACUCCAUAUUUUAGUGGGGACUUUUCUGGCGCCACUGAUGUAAGUGGGGAAUCCUCUGCAGCAACGAGCACCAGUGGGGAGGCCUCCGGACUUCCAGAAGUUACGUUAAUCACGUCUGAGUUGGUGGAGGGUGUUACUGAACCAACUGUUUCCCAGGAACUGGGCCAGAGACCCCCCAUAACAUACACCCCCCAACUUUUUGAAUCUAGUGGUGAAGCCUCUGUGUCUGGGGAUGUGCCAAGGUUCCCUGGAUCUGGGGUAGAAGCGUCACCAGUCCCAGAAUCCAGCGGUGAGACAUCAGCCUAUCCCGAGGCUGAGGUGGGAGCGUCUGCUGCCCCCGAGGCACGUGGAGGAGCUUCCGGGUCCCCUAACCUGAGUGAAACCACCUCCACCUUCCAUGAAGCUGAUCUGGAGGGAACCUCAGGCCUGGGAGCAAGUGGCAGCCCCUCAGCCUUUCCAGAAGGCCCCACAGAGGGCUUGGCCACCCCAGAAGUGAGUGGAGAGUCAACCACCGCCUUUGACGUGAGUGUAGAGGCAUCAGGCUCACCUUCCGCCACUCCCCUGGCUUCUGGAGACAGGACUGACACCAGCGGAGACCUGUCUGGCCACACCUCAGGGCUGGAUAUUGUCAUCAGCACCACCAUCCCAGAAUCCGAGUGGACUCAGCAGACCCAGCGCCCUGCAGAGGCGCGUCUAGAAAUCGAAUCCUCAAGCCCUGUGCACUCAGGAGAAGAGACUCAAACAGCCGACACAGCCACCUCCUCAACUGAUGCUUCUAUCCCAACCUCCACAGGAGGGACAGAUGAUUCAGAGGCAACCACAACAGACAUUGACGAGUGCCUCUCAAGCCCUUGUCUGAAUGGAGCCACCUGCGUGGACGCCAUCGACUCUUUCACAUGCUUAUGCCUUCCCAGCUACCAAGGGGACAUGUGUGAGAUUGACCAGAAGCUGUGCGAGGAGGGCUGGACCAAGUUCCAGGGCCACUGUUACCGCCACUUCCCCGACCGGGCAACCUGGGUGGACGCCGAGAGCCAGUGCCGGAAGCAGCAGUCACACCUGAGCAGCAUCGUCACCCCCGAGGAGCAGGAGUUUGUCAACAACAAUGCCCAGGACUACCAGUGGAUCGGCCUGAAUGACAAGACCAUCGAAGGGGACUUCCGCUGGUCAGAUGGACACUCCUUGCAAUUUGAGAACUGGCGCCCCAACCAGCCUGACAACUUCUUUGCCACUGGGGAGGACUGCGUGGUGAUGAUCUGGCAUGAGAAGGGCGAGUGGAACGAUGUCCCAUGCAAUUACCAGCUGCCCUUCACCUGUAAAAAGGGCACAGUGGCCUGUGGAGAGCCCCCUGUGGUGGAGCACGCCAGAAUCUUCGGACAGAAGAAGGACCGAUACGAGAUCAACGCCCUGGUGCGGUACCAGUGCACCGAGGGCUUCAUCCAGCGACACGUGCCCACCAUCCGGUGCCAGCCCAGCGGGCACUGGGAGGAGCCUCGGAUCACCUGCACGGACCCCGCCACCUACAAGCGCAGACUACAGAAGCGGAGCUCACGGCCCCUGAGGAGGAGCCGCCCCAGCACGGCCCACUGAGAGGAGCUUUCGGACGUGCCCAGGACGCUGAGCCCAGAAGCCUGGCCAGGCUGACACCCCAUCCGGAUGGUGUCCUCUCCUUGUCGCUUUCUGUCAUAUAAGGAAUUCCAUUAAAGAAGGAAAAAAAUAAACCCCACAUUGUGUAUGCACCCACCCACCCCCCAAAUCGCCAAAUCUGCAUCUAAUGUUCCCCCCAAACGCCAAAGCAAAGCAAACGUAUGGUAACCCAUGGACUGAAGUUUAGAGACGUUCCUUCAGUCUCCCACCGUGCAUUUCCAGGGACCAGCACAGGGACGGGGAGAAGGGAAGGGGUUAAGUUAAAUAAAGAAGAUUAUUUUUUGUUUCCUGACUUUAUCCAAGAGCAGUGCAAUUGUUGGUUCUUUCACCUCCAGGGAGAGCUAGGGAGGAGGGAGGAGGGGCAGAGAGACCCGAGGGCUGAAGAACUCUGGAACCGCAGCUGAAUGUAUUGGAUAAGAUGGAGUUCAUCUGUGUCGGGGAGAAGCCCAGGGGAGAGGGGGCGCCUUCCAGCCCACUGAGAGUGAGCCAUCAAGGGAUCUUCGAAGCAUGGGGGUCGGAUUCCCUCCAAGGGUCCCUCCUCAAGUCCUCUCACCUGGGUCUGCCACCCGAGCAGGUGUCCAUCUCAGCAGGGCUGGGUCGGGGGGCACUUCCUUCCCUAUGGGAGUGUCACCCACCCCUCC